Megalobrama amblycephala (Wuchang bream) is the source of this 1788-nucleotide messenger RNA. RefSeq names its product RIC3 acetylcholine receptor chaperone b (gene ric3b). Gene Ontology annotation, cellular component: neuron projection; intracellular membrane-bounded organelle; neuronal cell body. The record is from RefSeq and is a predicted model, not a curated record. NCBI's taxonomy places the organism in Eukaryota, Metazoa, Chordata, Actinopteri, Cypriniformes, Xenocyprididae. The coding region runs from base 346 to 1272 and encodes 308 amino acids. The transcript has 6 exons. Gene Ontology annotation, biological process: protein localization to cell surface; synaptic transmission, cholinergic.
UUCUAUAUGCGCGUGCGCACACACUGUUUGUUGUGUAACCGGUUUAUCUGAAGUAUCAAAUGACGUACGUGCCUCAGAGGAGACAUUUGUAUAUGAAAUUAUUUUCUAAUAAUUUCAACGUUUGGUUCCUGAGAUUAAAAACAAGGAAAUAUGUCCCAGAUGAUGAUUAAAUAAAAGCCAGUACGCAAUAAUCUCUCGAUCAGCGCUGGUAACAGUAACAGUUAUCACGUGACCUGCUUGAGCCCGCCGAUGGUUUCCAUGGCAGCACACCGGAAGUGAAGAUGCUGUGUUUGUGUGGAUGCGGGAGGCAGGUGCAGCCGUCAGGUAAUUAAUGAAGAAUUAAACAUGUCGAUCUCCACCUUUCAGAAGGUCACUAUCGUGUCAUGUGUGGUGCUGUGCGUCGCGCUCCUGCUGCCGAAGAUGCUCUUGUCGCGAGGAAAGAGAGACUCCGAAGCUCCCGCAGGACAGUUUCCUCCCGGGCCGCAGCGAGCGUCGGUGUCUGAGGAGCAGCGGCGGUCCGGCCGGCAGUUCUCCAGAGCCCACAAUCCUGAAGCCAUCGCCCGGGCCAAAGGAGCCGGAGCUGGAGCCGGAGCCGGAACCGGAGGGAAGUCCAACCUCGCGGGCCAGAUCAUCCCCAUCUACGGCUUCGGCAUCUUACUGUACAUCCUUUACAUCCUGUUCAAGAUCACGUCCAAGGGCAAAACCAGCAAACCUCCAGAGAGCCGCUUCGCCGCCGUCCGGUCAGAACACACCCAGAGGAAGAUCACUGAUUUUGAGUUGGCUCAGCUGCAGGACAGACUGAACGAGACGAAGGAUGUGAUUGAGAGAAUCAUUUCUUCAGCCAGCGUCGGUACAGACAGUGUUGGAGCUGCGGUGGCUGUGGACGAGGAGCAGAAGCUGCUUCAGCAGCUGCAGGAGAUCACACGCGUCAUGCAGGAGGGGCGGCUCGUGGACUCCAUCCCAGCCAACACUGGAGACUCCUGCGGCCACCAGUGGGACGAUCUUCCUGACGACGGUCGUAAUGAGCACUUCUGCUGCGUUCAUUCACCUGACGUGAGCGCAAACGCACAGACGAGAGAGAGCGAUGGUCCUGAUGAACCCGCAGAGGAGCCCGGCAGUGACCCUGAGGAGACCACAGAUGACAACCAAAACACUCCCGUGUGCGACUCCAUCAACCAAUCACAGCCAGAGACAGACGCCAGCACAGGAAGUGACAUCACACCGGGUCCAGUGUCAGAACACAGCGGCGUCAGACGGAGGAACAAACAAUAAACGACAGCACAUCAUGAUAUUUCUCCUGGUAUUGAGCAGUGGAUGUGUGUAACUCUCUGCUGUCUGUUACACACACACUGAAGAGUCAACAUGAGGACACUCUUCACUGCGCCACACACUCAUCAAUCAUCAAUAAUGAAUAUGCAAACAGAAACACAUGCAGCAGUCAAGCUGCCGUUUCUACUGACCCGUUGCAUUCAGCACAAACAUAUUUUGCAUGUUUAUGUAUGAAAAACUUCAUAGAACUCAAAUAUUACUCUAUAUUUACACCUGAUUCAUCACCUAGAGAAAACCCUUAAUGUAGAACAGGUCUGAAGGCAAUAAAGGGGUUUGACUUCUACAGUUUUUGCAUUAGACACUUUAGCUUUAAUUAGGUGCUUCUCAUUUCAUCUCGUUUGAUCAGUUUUAUAACUGAUGCUUUUAUUUAUUCAUUCAUAUUCUCCUGUCAUACUUGCAUGAUUGCAUGAAUGUGUAUCAUUUACUGCUAUGAUAAUGUUAAUAAAACACAAACUCACA